AUGCACCCCACCUGCAUCAGAUACUAUGUCUCCACGCAUCUAUCGGCCGUAGCGCGCGGGACCGCUUUCGAAAACCGGUCUCUCCGGAUCCUGCAGGACAACCUAUCCAUGUCGCUCACGCGCGUCGGCGGCAAGUCGGACGGCGGGGUCGAUCUGGUCGGAUGGUGGUGGGUCCCCAGACUAGGGCAGCGCGACGACAAUGGUAGGUCGGCAGCUGUGUCGGAUUCGGCGGGGACGGGCAGGACGCCGUGCGUGCGGUCCGGCCGAAGGCGCAUACGCAUCCUCGCGCAGUGCAAGGCGGAGAGCCGCAAGAUGGGCCCGGGGUAUAUCCGCGAGCUCGAGGGCGUCGUGUACAAGUUCCUCGCCGAGAGCACCCGCGCUCAGGGCCCCCGUCCCACCGCUGUGCCCGCCGUCGCAGCAGCUAAAGAGGCCCCGCGUCCUCGCGAAGAGCCCUUGACCCCUGUCGUCGCCCUGCUCAUCUCCCAGUCACCCUUCACCCGCGCUUCCCUUCUCGCCGCCCAGUCUUCCACCGUCCCGCUCUACCUCUUCCACCUGCCCUCCCCAGACCCUCCUCGCUCUCCACGCGAACGUUCCCCUCGCGACACCGAUUCGGUACCCCACGUCAGUUCAGGUACCCCUCCCAUGUCCGAGGGCGCGAUCGGGACGGCCUUCUGGAACGCCGCGCUCGCGUCGACGCGAGGGAUCUUAGGGGGGGAGAUGGAGUUGCGCUGGGAACGCACGCUGCCCGAACCGAAUGCAGGGCUGUUUGGUUUGGGAAGAGGGAGACCAGCGCUAUGGUGGAGAGGACAGAGGCUGGCGAAUUGGGUCCCCCAGCAUUCCUCGAUCCAAUAA
Heterobasidion irregulare TC 32-1 is the source of this 852-nucleotide messenger RNA. RefSeq lists its product as uncharacterized. Bases 1 to 852 code for a protein of 283 amino acids. The transcript is spliced from 2 exons. NCBI's taxonomy places the organism in Eukaryota, Fungi, Basidiomycota, Agaricomycetes, Russulales, Bondarzewiaceae. The record is from RefSeq and is a predicted model, not a curated record. Gene Ontology annotation, cellular component: mitochondrion.